Messenger RNA from Fusarium odoratissimum NRRL 54006, 390 nucleotides. RefSeq lists its product as uncharacterized. The record is from RefSeq and is a predicted model, not a curated record. The transcript has a single exon. Lineage: Eukaryota; Fungi; Ascomycota; Sordariomycetes; Hypocreales; Nectriaceae. Bases 1 to 390 code for a protein of 129 amino acids.
AUGAGCGCCCAAGGUAGGCCAAGUCAUACCUUCGACUAUCUCCUCACAGAUACUUACUUUCUUCAUCAACUAGGUCAAGUUCGGAACGUUAAGCACGGCAGCGUCGGUGAAGUCGAAGCCGGAAAAGGCGUCAUCACCAGAUACGCCGAUGGCCGACCAACGCGCUUUACCUUCAAAACGAAGUUCGACCGCGUUCCGCACGUACAGAUUACGCCAAUCUUGAUUGAUCCAAAGUCAGCCUUCAAAAACUUCUGGAUUUAUCACCUUGCUCCUUCGGGAGACCAGGCGGUCGACGAGAGUGGUUUCUAUUUGGGGUGCUGUGGUGAAACCGGAUUGAAUAUCCACUUUGAGUACCUUGCUACUGCUGUCUAUACGGCUGGGGAUGAGUGA